UUUGUGAUUCUGCAGCAGAAGAUGGCCCUCAUCUGCCUUGUACCAUCAUGUUUCAUCCAGAUGUUGGCUUGCCUGAUCCUGAGAAGGGACAAAAUACCAGGGCUGAGAUAACAGGCAAAAGUUCUGAAUGUGAAAUUUCAACUGAAAGUAAAACAGAAGAAUGCUGGGCUUCUGAUGUUAACACCCAGAUGAUGCCAUUAAAGAGUGAAUAUUUGAUUGCUGAGAAGGAAUCUGUUAGCUUGAAAUAUCAUAACAAAAUUUCUAGUUCUUCAAGGCAGCUGUUGUCUGAGGAAACUGCAUUUGAGUAUAUUACUGAAAUAGCCAACAGGCUCAGUUUAAGUGCAACUAUGGCUGACCAAGCGUUCACGUUAUUCAUGCAAGUGUGCUUAAAGAAAACGCUAAAUGUAACAAGAACUAAAAUCCUUGCUUCUGCCUGCCUGUUUACUGCCUGUCGAAAAGCUGGUGUUCCUAGAUCAUUUAAAGAAUUUCAGAAUGUUUCUCAGUUCUCUUUGAAACAGCUUGGUCGGUCUUUUAAACUUGUUCUAAAGGCUCUUGAAACAAAUGUAGCUUCAGUCAGCACAGAAGACUAUAAUUCCCGAUUCUGCUCAGAUCUGGGCUUGAACAAAGAUGUGCAGAGACUUGCUUCCUAUAUUGCUUGUAGAAUGAUGGAACUUAAUUUAUUCUCUAAUCGAAGUCCUGUUACAGUGUCAGCUGCUUCUAUUUAUAUGGCUUCCCAAGCAUUUGCAGAGAAUAAGUCACAUAGUGAAGUCGCGCGAGUUACUGGUGCAAACACUUCCAAUCUUAAACUGGUGUGCAAGGCUGCUGUUUCACAAGCUCUGGAACUUUUUCCUCCUGGCUUUGUAUUUUGUAUAGCAGAUGACAUGCAACAAAAAAGUUCUUAA
Protopterus annectens (West African lungfish) is the source of this 902-nucleotide messenger RNA. Its product is annotated as transcription initiation factor IIB-like. Gene Ontology annotation, molecular function: RNA polymerase II general transcription initiation factor activity; TBP-class protein binding. The transcript has a single exon. The record is from RefSeq and is a predicted model, not a curated record. Gene Ontology annotation, cellular component: nucleus; transcription preinitiation complex. Gene Ontology annotation, biological process: transcription preinitiation complex assembly; transcription initiation at RNA polymerase II promoter. NCBI's taxonomy places the organism in Eukaryota, Metazoa, Chordata, Ceratodontiformes, Protopteridae. Bases 48 to 902 code for a protein of 284 amino acids.